AUGAGCGCCUCCAGGUUCAUAAAGUGCGUGACAGUCGGUGACGGUGCUGUCGGCAAAACCUGCAUGCUGAUUUCCUACACCAGCAACACCUUUCCUACGGACUACGUGCCGACUGUUUUCGACAAUUUCAGUGCUAAUGUUGUUGUGGAUGGAAGCACUGUCAACUUAGCACUAUGGGAUACAGCUGGGCAGGAGGAUUACAAUAGAUUAAGGCCCUUGAGCUAUCGAGGGGCAGAUGUCUUUAUCCUCGCUUUUUCUCUCAUAAGCAAAGCCAGCUAUGAAAACGUUGCAAAAAAGUGGAUUCCUGAACUGCAGCAUUAUGCACCCGGCGUUCCAAUAAUUCUGGUUGGAACAAAGCUUGAUCUUCGGGAUGAUAAACAAUUUUUUAUUGACCAUUCUGGUGCAGUUCCCAUUAAUACUACUCAGGGAGAGGAAAUGAGGAAACUAAUUGGAGCACCAGCAUACAUUGAGUGUAGCUCAAAAACACAACAGAAUGUGAAGGCUGUUUUUGAUGCGGCCAUUAAGGUUGUGCUCCAGCCGCCAAAGCAAAAGAAGAAAAAGAGAAAGGGACAAAAGGCUUGCUCCAUAUUGUGA
This is a messenger RNA of Prunus armeniaca (apricot), 594 nucleotides long. NCBI's taxonomy places the organism in Eukaryota, Viridiplantae, Streptophyta, Magnoliopsida, Rosales, Rosaceae. The record is from the annotation of a GenBank genome assembly.